Molecule: messenger RNA, 3638 nt
Organism: Nerophis ophidion (straightnose pipefish)
Lineage: Eukaryota; Metazoa; Chordata; Actinopteri; Syngnathiformes; Syngnathidae
Product: disks large homolog 1
Exons: 7
Coding region: 1117-2049 (310 amino acids)
Biological process (GO): neurotransmitter receptor transport postsynaptic membrane to endosome; neurotransmitter receptor transport, endosome to postsynaptic membrane
Cellular component (GO): postsynaptic membrane; adherens junction; postsynaptic density
Molecular function (GO): protein binding
Source: RefSeq, a predicted model, not a curated record
CGUCACUCACCUGCUGCCAGACAUUAAAGGGCCACACACAUAUGCUACUCUCAUAACAAAGUGUUUAAAAACGAGUAUGCAAGUUGGACAAAUGAGAUGCCAAAUCCAACCACUUUCAUGUGGUAUUGGACAGAAAGGAGGACUUUUUUUUUUUGCCUCCAUUUGAAAAUGCGGACGUUAUCAGCACCACUGUCUAAUUCCAAUCAAUGCAAGUCAUCAGAAUCAAAUACACCAACUUAUAUUCUUGUCUUCAUGAAAGAAAGGAAUCUAUGUGUGUUAAACAUGCUUGUAUUAUCAUUAAACACCAUUAACUUGUCAACAAAAAUGUCUCUUUCAUAAAUAAAUAAAUAUAAAUUAUAAAUAGGAAUGAGGUAGAUCUCCUCGACUUGGUCAAUUGAAAAGUAGCUGACCUGCAGAAAAAGUGUGAGCGCCCCUGCCUUAUAUACUCUGGACCGAGACGUUGAGUCCACGACACACAUGGCGGACAAUAACUGAUACAGUCUGCUUUGCCGGCCCAAAAGCAUUCACCGUUUUCCAUAGUCUUCCCUCGACGGCCAGGUAAUACAAAGCACAAAGUACCUUUUUUAUCACAUCCACGGGAGCUCGCAUUCUCGUUGACUCUCCUUCGACAAAUGGACGAAGUUUUUCGGUAAGUAGAAUCACUGCUGACCCGAACAUCGGAAAGUUCUCUUGCCGUUUCAGAAGUGUUGUAUCCCAAAUAGCAGCAAUCGCUUUCUCUUGAGUCAUUCAUGUGUGAUUUUCCACCAGCGUCUAAUUAUUUGUUUAAGGGGUUAUUUGGCUUAGUGUAGAUCUAGCCUCAGUUCCAUUCCCUAACACUACCCAUCCAACCCAAACCCUAAACUUCAUCCCCGUAGUCCUGAUCCAAGUCUUCAUUGACAUACGAGCAACAUGGGAAUCAUUCAGACAUUAGAACUCACGUAGCCCAUCUUUGAAUAGUAAUCGCAUCUUUAGCAGCAGGUGGUGUCUUCUGACCAGGACAGUAGAAACCAGGAACCAGGCCCGUCCCACAGGACCGGCGGCCCAAACUGUGCGCUGCCUGCUGUUAGCAAAGUGGCUAAAGCCUGGCUGCAUGGAGGGAGCCAGCUUCUCCACACCAUGGACGGCGUCUGUGCUCACCACUCCAAGAAAAUUGAACGGGAUGCCGUGGGCCAGCUGACAACGGGCGAUAGCUUGCGACGUUGUUUCCGCCAUCAGAGAAGUGCCACUCAAGAGGGAAGAAAAUGUCUGUCACACAGGGCUCUUAAAGCGGGAUGCGGUCUCCAUGGAGACGCUGGGCACGGUUCAAAGACCCCCUCCACCUUGCAUUGCGAGAAGAUACCUCAGGAAUCGCUCAGCUCCCAAGUGCCCUUAAAAUUACAGAUUAAAGUGUCAGGCCAGAGGGAUGGUCUGGGUAUCAGCAUAGCUGGAGGGAAAGGAUCUUUACCUUACAAAGACCACGAUGAGGGUGUUUUUAUUUCCAGAGUGACCAAAGGGGGACCUUCGGAAAAAGCAGGGGUCCAUGUUGGAGACAGACUCCUGGAGGUCAACAGUUUCAGCAUGCUGGGAGUGACCCACCUAGAAGCCGUCAGGGCCUUGAGGAACGCGGGGAGCUGCAUUAGGUUGAAAGUUCUGCGAGAAGCAUCGCACCCAAGGCAGGUCGGCCAAGCGGACGAUGAUACUCGGGAUGCUGAGGACGUGUCGAGCCGAUGGACGUGUAGCCGAGAUGGUGCCAAAGGCCAGCAGAAGAUGGAGGGCGGUGAUGACUGUUUGUCGGUGGUCUGCAACGGAAAUGGCAUUAGUAACUUGAAGAACGACUUAAGGUGGUCCCAGCUGGAGACUGAGGCCUUGAUGAAGAGAAACGAUUCAGCGAAUGUGGACAAACACACGAUGACGAUCCCGCGGAUAAUCCUCACUCAUCCCUCUACCUCUGAUGAAGACGUGGAGCUCUUGACACAAGGUCCCGGCAGAAACCCCCCGCACCAUCACAUCGACAUUCCAGAGAAGCGAGUACCUUCUGAAUGUUUCGACAACGCGUUCUAUCCACCUUGAACGCCUCCAGGCUUGAAAGCAUUUAAUGGACAGUGUUUGUUGUUGGUAACAAACUGCACAACAGCUUCUAUUAGUAUGAAGUGGCAUUAGACAUCUGUAAUAUUACAAUAGUAAUACUUUAUUUUGUUAAGUUGCACAGGCUGCAUAGUGUGAAGAGAUGUGCUACAAAUGUGAAAAUGUUUCCACCAUAAUUGUGUAUGAUAGCCUUUUAAUGAUGCUGGCAAUGUUAAUGAACUGCUUAUACCGAAGACUAUGAGGUGCCAAAUGGGACAACAUGACAUUUUUACAUGCAUAUUUAAAUCACCUCUAAAAUGUGUCAUUAAUUGAUUAAGUAGGUGAAUAGUGAAAUCAGUAUUAUUCAAUUGAUAAAUAAUUCAAUUUUUACAAAACCCAAAAUCAGUGAAGUUUGCACGUUGUGUAAAUCGUAAAUAAAAACAAAAUACAAUCAUUUGCAAAUCCUUUUCAACUUGUAUUCAUUUGAAUGGACUGCAAAGACAAGAUAUUUAAUGUUCAAACUGAGAAAAUAUUUUUUUUUUGCAAAUAAUCGUUAACUUAGAAUUUAAUGGCAGCAACACGUUGCAAAAAAAAAAAAAAUCCGUUCAACAGCUGCUUGAGAAAUGUUGUUCUUAAACAAUUUGCAUUUGUUCACAAAGUGGUGACCCUCGCCCCAUCCGUGUUUGUGAAUGACUGAGCAUUUCAUGGAAGCUGCUUCUACACCCAAUCAUGGCACCCACCUGUUCCCAAUUAGCCUGCACACCUGUGGAAUGUUCCAAAUAAGGGUUUGAUUAGCAUUCCUCAACUUUUCUCAGUCUUUUUUUUACUACAUGUGCCAGCUUUUUUGGAAGAUUUUGCAGGCACCAAAUUCCAUCCAUUCUUCCAUCUAUUUUCUACCACUUAUUCCCUUUUUGGGGUUGCGGGGGGCACUGGCGCCUAUCUCAGCUACAAUCGGGCGGAAGGCGGGGUACACCCUGGACAAGUCGCCACCUCAUCGCAGGGCCAACACAGAUAGACAGACAACAUUCACACUCACAUUCACACACUAGGGCCAAUUUAGUGUUGCCAAUCAACCUAUCCCCAGGUGCAUGUCUUCACGGUGGCAGAAGGGGUUAGUGCGUCUGCCUCACAAUACGAAGGUCCUGCAGUCCUGGGUUCAAAUCCAGGCUCAGGAUCUUUCUGUGUGGAGUUUGCAUGUUCUCCCCGUGAAUGCGUGGGUUCCCUCCGGGUACUCCAGCUUCCUCCCACCAAAUUCCAAUUAAGCUAAUAUUUGCAAAACAUAACAAAGUGUUCCAGUUCGUACAUUAAGUAUCUUGUCUUUGCAGUCUUUUCAAUUGAAUAUUGUUUGAAAAGGAUUUGCAAAUCAUCGUAUUCUGUUUUUAUUUAUAAUUUUUACAACGUGCCAACUUCACUGGUUUUGGGGUUUUGUCUAUUGAACACAUGAAUGGCACAUUUAAAUAUUUAAUUCCAAUUAUAACAACUUAAUUACAUAUAUAAGUCAUUGUUGUAUGAUUUAUUUACUUUUGUCACAUAUGGUCCCCUAUAGAAGAAAAUAUGCAUCUUGGAUGAAAUAAAUGCAAAGCUGGAAGACAGUA